Astrephomene gubernaculifera is the source of this 347-nucleotide messenger RNA. The record is from the annotation of a GenBank genome assembly. Lineage: Eukaryota; Viridiplantae; Chlorophyta; Chlorophyceae; Chlamydomonadales; Astrephomenaceae.
CGCGGGCUGGGCGGGGGAGCAGGUGGUGUGGUCGUCGUACGAGCUGCCGUACGUGGCGACAUACAGCGAGGCCGCAGGGCGGUUGGCCUUCUGGGUGGUCAGUCGCGCCCAGCUGUCCCCCGAGCUGCUGGGGGACCUGCCCGACAUACCCGCAGCCACUCCGCUGCCCGCUGGGGUGGGCGGCGGCGUGGGGGCGGCAGCCGCGGCAGGCGGCGUGCCGGGCCCCAUGACGGCAUCCCACAUGGGGGGACUGGGGCUGGGGCUGGGGCCGCCGGGUAGCAACAUGUCGCUGGCGGCUGGCGGCGGCGGUGUGGUGACGCCGGCCAGCAGGGUCAGCAUGUUUAGCU